AUGGAGUUGCAUCAUCUCACCGGGUACUUUGUGUACAUUUUGUUCGUUGCGACGCUCGGUCCGCUCCUGUUUGGCUUCCAUUUGUCGGAACUCAACGCGCCCGAAGACGUGAUUCGCUGCAAGAAGAAGUCGAUAACAGCUACCACCGCCAGCCCAAACCUCCCGCAAUGCAUACCCAUGACCCCGACGGAAUGGGGCGUGGUCGGCUCCAUGUACACACUUGGAGGCUUGAUAGGAGCCCUAUCCGCUGGACCGCUGGCAGGCAGAUUCGGGCGGCUGAGGGCAAUGCAAAUCACGACGCUCUUCUUCGCCAUCGGCCCCGUCUUUGAGGCCCUGAGCCCCAGCAUCGCCGUCAUGGCUUUUGGCAGGCUGCUGUCGGGUGUAGGCGCUGGGGCGUCGGUGGUGAUUGUACCUCUCUACAUUUCAGAAAUCGCGCCACCAGCAGACAAGGGCUUCUUUGGCGCCUUUACGCAAAUCAUGUGCAACGUUGGCAUCCUCACCACACAGUUGCUCGGCUACUUCCUGAGCCACGACUCGUACUGGAGGAUCAUACUGGCGAUUGGAGGUCUGAUUGGGCUUGCACAGGCAGCGGGUCUCUUCCUAUCCGUCGAGAGUCCAAAAUACCUUGCCGAGCAGGGUAAGAUCUCGCUGGCGAAGAAGACGCUGCGCAAGUUGAGAGGCGAAGAGGCCAACGUGGAAGACGAGAUGAGUGGCUGGGGAGCCGUCGGGUCUAGUGAGAUCAGUGACGAAGAGCAGACGCUCUUGCACAACCAAGACGGCGCGAUGGGCAUCCCAACCAAGGCCAGCAAGGAACAGACGCUCAGCAUCAUGCAAGUAUUCAAGCACACGGACUACCAGAAGGCGGCGAUUGCUGUCAUCAUGGUCAUGGUGGCGCAACAGUUUAGCGGAAUCAACAGCAUCGUCAUGUACGGAGUCUCCCUGCUGGCCGGGCUACUCGAGUCCAACUCUGCCCUGCUCAACUUGGCUGUUUCGGCCCUCAACAUUGUGGUGACUGCAGGAUGCGCACCGCUGGCAGACAAGCUGGGGCGCAAGACGUGUCUGCUGGUUUCUCUUGCAGGCAUGGGAACGAGCUCGGUCCUGCUUGCGAUUGGCAUUAUGCAGUCGAUCCCAGUGCUCUCGGCGGUGGCCGUCUUGUCGUUUGUGUCGAGUUUUGCGGUCGGUCUGGGGCCGGUACCGUUUAUCCUCGCCAGUGAACUGGUGGGGCCCGAUGCGGUGGACGCGACGCAGAGCAUUGCGCUGGGUGCCAACUGGAUUGCCACAUUCAUGGUAGCGCAGUUCUUCCCGUUGGCGAGCGCAAAGCUGCACGGCAAGGUCUACUUGAUCUUUGCAGCGCUCUCAGCCUCGUUUGCUGCCUUUAUCGCAUGGUAUGUGCCCGAGACCAAGGGCAAGAGGAAUGCAGACGAGGUUUGGGGGCGAGAGCGCAGAGUGGAUUGA
Molecule: messenger RNA, 1455 nt
Organism: Plenodomus lingam JN3
Lineage: Eukaryota; Fungi; Ascomycota; Dothideomycetes; Pleosporales; Leptosphaeriaceae
Biological process (GO): monosaccharide transmembrane transport
Cellular component (GO): membrane
Molecular function (GO): hexose transmembrane transporter activity
Source: RefSeq, a predicted model, not a curated record